Messenger RNA from Dermacentor albipictus, 3074 nucleotides. RefSeq names its product zinc finger protein 22-like. NCBI's taxonomy places the organism in Eukaryota, Metazoa, Arthropoda, Arachnida, Ixodida, Ixodidae. Gene Ontology annotation, molecular function: RNA polymerase II cis-regulatory region sequence-specific DNA binding; DNA-binding transcription factor activity, RNA polymerase II-specific. The record is from RefSeq and is a predicted model, not a curated record. Gene Ontology annotation, biological process: regulation of transcription by RNA polymerase II.
CUAGCGUUAAAAUAUAAGCACUUUAGCGUCGAAGUAGUGGCGCGCGCUAUUAUCUUAUUUUUUUCUCAGAUGAGCCCUACGGUUAUCUUCUAGUUUACAAAGAGGCAAAAGUUUAGUUGGUUCCUUUCAUCGUCGGCACUGAGUGCGCAUGCGCUAUGAUUCCGCGUGCUUCUGUCACGAAACAGACGCUAGUGCUCCAGAGGCGCCGAAACAGCCAUGGCUGAAGAAAGCAACAACGGAAACACGCCUCCUGCGUUUACCUUCGGCGAGGAAGCAACCACGACCACAAGCCAGGAAUUCUCCAAGGGUGCUUUGUGUACGUCCGACUAGUGCGCUACGAUUUGUGACGACUCCUUCGAAGACCUGGGGAACGCGUUGAACAGCCACAACGAUGGCACGGACGUCACUGGUCUUUACACAUGUCACUGAAAGCGGAAUCACCAGCUCCCCGCCUGUGGCGCCCAACAGCAGCAUCCAUCACGCACAGCCCAGUAGAAGGCACGCUAGCAUAGAGGAAGCAUCGGUCAUUCCGGAAAACAUCGCUAGGAUUUCUGACGACGCCUCGCGUUACCAGGGCAAUAGGCAGCACAUGCUUAUGACCGACGGUAUUUGCAACGCCGACGGUGUCGCUGACAAUGGCAGCACGAGUUGCCAGAACCUAGGGUCCGUCAGGAGCAUGGAUAAGGCAACGCCAAGCGCAUGUCGCACUGGCAUGGAGAAACCAUCAGCCAAAUUCGAAGACGGUGCCACGAAUGCUCCUGGAACCGGAGGCAGGGAAGAGCGAGAGUUGUGCGGUGUCUGCGGCAACGUUUCGAGCCAACGGGAUGCCUUACACGGGCACGCCAAGGAAGCCACAGAUGACACAGCACACAAUUUCAAAGCAUGCGAGCAGUCAUUUGUGAAGAUGUCCAAGUGUGUACACAACCGCACCGACAAAAAACACAAAUGUGAAACAUGUGGUAAACAGUUCCACCGGGGAGAUCACCUAGCUGAACAUUACCGCACACACACGGACGAGAGACCCUACAAAUGCGGAAUAUGUGAUCAAUCGUUCCGGCAGUAUAAUCAUCUAGAUAACCAUAAGCGCAUGCACACAGACGAGAGACCCCACAAAUGCGGAAUAUGUGAUAAAUCUUUCCGGCGGUCCAGUCAUUUGGAAGACCACAAGCGCACGCACACAGGUGAGAAACCCCACAUUUGCAAAACAUGCGGUAAAUCAUUCACACUGGUGGUGAGUCUCCGUAGACAUCAGCGCACUCACGAAUAGUAGAAACGCCAUGUGUGCCAAAAAUGGGCUACUUCAUUCAAAAACAAAUAUGAUCUCAAGAGACAUGUAGGCUAGCAGUAUGGAAAGAGCGCUUUUGCCAUCGCGAAAUCUGCGAUUGGUCCUUUAAGAAAAAUGCAAAUCUCCUUCGUCACCGCCGGACAAAGCAAGUGGAUAAGUAUACGCAGUGCAGAUGUCAUUUUACAGACAAACACGCGAUAGGCAUGUGUGCCAAAAGCAAUGCGAGAUGUGAGCGAUGCCGUCUGGUGUUUUUCGAAAUUGCGCAACAAGACUUCGUUGCUAGUACAAUUUGGGUUGCUUCAAUGUCACCAAAUACUGCAGGUCCUGGCCAGCGCUCACUGUUUCAUAAACAAUGUUGAUGGUGAACGUUCCUUAUCAAACUGACUUCAAGACAAACAAACCCUAAUGGGCUGCAAAAUUGUGUUUUGUGCAUCUAGAGUGCUGAUAUGUCCACAAAAGAUCAUUGACCCUCAUUUGCUAAAAGAAACAUCUUGUGCAGUUCUUUUGACAGUGUACCAGCAAACACGCUUUAAUCAACCCUAUUCGUAGUGUUCUUGCAGUGUAAACAGAAUGAGAUGUCUUAUUAGGAAGCAUGUGAGAAAGGAGGUACUUGAAAAGAUUGGUUGCGCUUUGUAGACGAUCACAUGGAAGAAGACAGGACAAGCGCAAACUAACAACUGAGGUUUAUUCGAGAAAAAGACUUAAACAUCAGACCAUACGAGCGCAGGCGCAUCAGAGUAUCAACAGCAGAAAAGAAAAGAAACAUGAAAUCAGAAAAAAAAACCAAUGGCGUGGCUCUGCUAAACAUAUCUAGGAAACGUGCCUCCCUAUUGUAAAGCAUGCCCGAUGUGUCACUGAUGCAUGCUUGUCCUUUUUUUUAUAUAGUAUGCCUCUAGAAGUUCUCGUGCUUUUUCGUUAUUGCACUUGCGCAGGAUCUUAACCUGGUUGAGCAGAGGCCUGCAUUUAUGAUCUAAGCAAUGCAUGGGUAAAUGACGUUGCUCCGGGUUUUUAAUUGACCUUUGGUGUUCUCGGAUUCGCACGUUCACACAACGGCCCGUCUGGCCUAUGUAGGUUUUGCCGCAUGUCAGGGGAAUCUGAUAAAUAACGCCAACUUGGCAAUCUGCAUGGGGGUCAACUUUGCGCCCGCAUUGGGAGACUUCACGCCAGAAAGAAGCAAGGUGGCUGCGGCGUGAAACACAGUUGUUAGUUUGCGCCUGUCCUGUAUUCUUCCUUGUGAUUGUCUACAAAGCGCAACCAAUCUUUCCAAAUGCGAUGAACUAACUUGCCUAACAACACAUUCUGCUGAAGGAGGUACUGUAGUUUAGUAAACUCAAAAGGAAUUUCUGUCAUUAUAUGAUGUAGAAAUGCCAAUGUUGCCUUCGAAAGACCGCACUUGCAGAUGCUUUGACAACAAUGCAUAACUACAUUGUGUGCGAUUCAAAAUUAUUUGCUUGAAAUUGAGUUCUAUACAUUGACUGUUCUUUGGCACCUGUAUGCACACCGCAGAUGUUUCUCCUAUACCAUAAAAUAACCUGAUGAUGGCAGUGAGACUGUAUUAUAUUCUAAUCAUUUGGAGCGUCACUAUAGAAUAUGGUCUCCCACUGGAAAAUUUUAGUUAUGUUUUAAUGUGGCCGAAUUUCUGAAGUUUAAUGGAUAGUUCUUUAUAUACUUGGGAAGUCGUCUGCUUUCAGUCGAACUGCUAUCUAGUUGCGGCUGUAAAAUCUUUUAGCCUGAUUUGACAAAAGUGUGUGUGAAAAAAUGACAAUAAAGCUUUUGACAUCAGUUUUCA